AUGGUUUUCUUCUAUAAAAACUCCAACAAACUUUAUGGUGACAUAAUUAACACCCUAAAGAAAUCCCUAUCACAAUGUCUAACACAAUACUAUCCGUUUGCAGGAAGGUUGUUGCUCCCUGAUCACGUUGAUUGUAACGACGCAGGAGUCGAGUUCUUGGAAGCUUCCAUCGAUAGCCGACUUGAUGAGUACUUUGUUGUCAAGAAAUUAGAGAAAGAUGACGACGACACCCUUCUAGGCCAACUCCUUCCCUAUUCUAGACUUGGUUUGGCUGUUAACAGUAGUACUACUAACAGUAGUAUAGCCGAAAUCCAGCUGACCCAUUUCACUUGCGGUGGAGUCGCAUUGGGUGUGUCCAUAGCCCAUAAGGUCGCUGAUGGUUUCACAGCGGUUAACUUUAUGAACCACUGGGCCGCUGUCACACGUGGUGAGACGCCUCCAGUUAAGCUUAGUUUCUCGUCAUCCCCGUCCUCGUCCCACAUAUUCAGCUACAAAGAUAUUAUUACGGAUCCAGAGCAGCAGGUGGGCGUCGUGCCAGUUAAGUAUGUAACAAGGAGACUCUUAUUUCCUAACUCCAAAUUGAAUGAGCUCAAGAACAAGGUUCUUAGUAUAGUGAACCCCACACGGGUCGAUUCCUUGACAUCUUUAAUCUUUAAAUGUGCUAUGGGUGCAGCCACAGCCAAAUCAGGUUCUUCUUCGCAACCCUCAAACUUGAUGCAACCGGUUAACUUGAGGGGUUCAAUAUUUCCCAAACUAGGUGCCGGCAACAUGAUUGGACUGGCGAAUGCGAGGAUUAAUGCGGAUUCAGGUGAAAUCAAGUUAAACGACGUGGUUACUAGUUUGAGGAAAGAAAGGAGGGAGCUUCAAGGAGUAAAAGAUGUGGAAGAAAUUGGCAAAAAGUGGUCAAACAUAUUGUUAACUAUUGGGGAUGGUCGGAGUAGUCGAACUUAUUUUACUACUAGCAUUUGUGGGUUUCCAGUUUAUCAAGUGGAUUUUGGUUGGGGAAACCCGGUACGAGCAAUGCUACGAGUUGGAAAUGAAGAUGCGAGUAUUUUUAUGGAUACUCCUUCCGGAGAUGGUAUUGAAGCAACCGUAUGUUUGGAACAAGAAGAAAUGGAUAUCUUCCAACAUGAUCAACAACUUCUUGAAUACACACAACAAAAUAUAUGA
Erigeron canadensis is the source of this 1170-nucleotide messenger RNA. RefSeq names its product acyltransferase Pun1-like. NCBI's taxonomy places the organism in Eukaryota, Viridiplantae, Streptophyta, Magnoliopsida, Asterales, Asteraceae. Bases 1 to 1170 code for a protein of 389 amino acids. The transcript has a single exon. The record is from RefSeq and is a predicted model, not a curated record.